Messenger RNA from Seriola dumerili (greater amberjack), 4738 nucleotides. Its product is annotated as androgen receptor-like. Gene Ontology annotation, biological process: male gonad development; regulation of DNA-templated transcription. The transcript has 9 exons. Lineage: Eukaryota; Metazoa; Chordata; Actinopteri; Carangiformes; Carangidae. The record is from RefSeq and is a predicted model, not a curated record. Gene Ontology annotation, molecular function: zinc ion binding; DNA-binding transcription factor activity; sequence-specific DNA binding. Bases 107 to 2623 code for a protein of 838 amino acids.
UUUAUUACAGUGAGUGUUUGACAGACAGUCACAUCCUGAAUUCAGGAUUUUAUCAAAGUGAACUUGAGCGCCUCUGACUAUGAAGAUCUCUGUUUAGGAGGAGUUUAUGACUCCUGUGGCUCUCCCAGGACCUUUACCAAAACGAUUUGCACAUCGGGAGUGUUGGCUGAGCAGUAACAACCACUGGGACCUGUCGAGACUUCUGCCGUGCAAAGUUCGCUUUCCUGGCCAAGUGAACACUUUCUGGGAAAUGAGCCAAACUAGCCGACAGUUAUCUUGUAGCAGAAUUUGUCCAGAGGGGGAGAAAAUAAAAACAGGCGGCUUUGUGAGCGCUCCCAGUAUGUCCCUAAAAACUGAAGAAAGUCGAGUUUAUUUCAUCAAAAACUCAACAGGACCUGGUGUUGGCAGACUGAAAGACUCCGACAAUGCAGACGCAAACAUUUACGGAUCCGGACACAUAAUUCCGCAAGUCUGUGCCAUGGAAAAACACUGCUGUGCUGUUCCCCAGGAGUUGGUAAACGCUGGGUGCCGUGUGGGCGAUAGCCCGUCUUUUUCUGCUUGCGCCACAAUCUCAGAAACAGCCAGGGAGCUCUGUAAAGCUGUGUCCGUGUCGCUGGGUCUGGCCAUGGAGUCGAACGACACGAGCGAUAUGGACGCUGCUCUCCCCCCGUGUGCUGCAAGUGACCACAGAGAUAAUGUAUUCGGAGUUGGAGCCAUGCCUAUCAACUAUGCUGGAGCCCAGGCUGCCGCCACCGAGUACAGGUGCCCCGACAGAGAUGACCGGCCCCUGCCCGGGCAGGAGCAACUGGUGAAAGUGUUCAAAAGUUCUGACACUGCUGCGCCUUUGCACCACUUCACGUCCACUCGGACAUCUGUGGAUGAGCAAAACUUCACACUGUGCGAGGCUGAUGACAUAACUUCAGCGCGUACUGCCUCUUGCCCUUACGUGCGGUCCGCGCCAGUCAGCUUGGCACACUUCGGCCAGACGGCGACACGGCCGUGUCGAGUCUUCAAACCCCCCGAUGAAGAGGCGAGAGACUCUGUGGAAGCCAUGGAGAACAAGUUCGUUGGUUAUCAGCCAGAACAAUACAACGUCAAAGUCAAAUCUGAGGACGGUGAACCUGCCGGGGCGUUGUGGACCAGUGAUUACACCUUUAAUGAGAAGUACAACUCUCAGUUUUGGGGUUCGAGGCACUGCAUGAACGCGCACAGCACAGGAGCCAACACUGCGUUCAUAUGUAAUCCAUAUGAGAGGAGCGUCAUGCGCUCUGAGCAGUGGUACCCAGGCAGGAUGCUGAGGCCGCCCUAUCCCAACUCCAGCUACCUGAAGACUGAAGUCGGAGAAUGGCUGGAUGUCACCUAUAACGACACUAGGCUUGAGGCUGGCAGAGAGCACCUGUUCCCCAUGGAGUUCUUCUUCCCACCACAGAGGAUGUGCCUGAUCUGUUCAGACGAGGCAUCCGGCUGCCAUUAUGGUGCACUCACCUGUGGCAGCUGCAAGGUUUUCUUCAAAAGAGCUGCGGAAGGCAAACAGAAAUACCUGUGUGCAAGCAAAAAUGACUGUACUAUUGAUAAGCUAAGAAGAAAGAAUUGUCCGUCUUGUCGGCUGAAAAAGUGCUUUGAAGCUGGAAUGACUCUCGGAGCACGUAAACUAAAGAAGAUUGGUCAACAGAAAAACCCUGAAGAGGAUCAUCCUGUGCAGGACGCUGCAGAGGUCAUCCAGAGUAUCUCUCCUAAAUCAGGCCUGAACUUGAACUCCCAGCUGGUCUUUCUCGACAUCCUGGAGGCCAUUGAGCCAGAGGUGGUGAAUGCGGGACAUGACUAUGGCCAACCAGACUCAGCGGCCACCCUGCUCACCAGCCUCAAUGAGCUAGGAGAAAGACAAUUGGUCAAAGUGGUCAAAUGGGCGAAAGGAUUGCCAGGUUUUAGAAACCUUCAUGUGGACGACCAAAUGACUGUCAUUCAACAUUCAUGGAUGGGGGUGAUGGUGUUUGCCCUGGGAUGGAGGUCAUAUAAGAACGUCAAUGGCAGGAUGCUUUACUUCGCCCCGGAUCUUGUGUUCAAUGAACAUCGGAUGCACAUUUCCACCAUGUAUGAGCACUGCAUACGGAUGAGACAUCUUUCACAGGAAUUUGUGCUGCUGCAGAUCACUCAGGAAGAGUUUCUCUGCAUGAAGGCCUUGCUCCUCUUUAGCAUUAUUCCAGUUGAGGGUCUGAAGAGUCAGAAGUACUUUGAUGAGUUGCGUCUCACCUACAUCAACGAACUUGAUCGACUCAUUAACUAUCGAAUGACGACCAAUUGUUCUCAGAGGUUCAACCAACUCACCCGACUCCUGGACUCGCUCCAGAUGAUGGUGAAGAAGCUCCAUCAGUUUACAUUUGACCUUUUUGUUCAGGCUCAGUCGCUUCCCACAAAGGUCAGCUUUCCGGAGAUGAUUGGGGAAAUAAUCUCAGUACAUGUACCAAAGAUCCUGGCAGGGCAUUGCUUUUGCUUGACUGAGCCAAUGCAGCACAAUGCAAAUAUCUCCAGAAGACACUUUGUGCUUAUUGUCACUCUGCACUUCAAAUAUUGUCCCGUCAAGUUGCCAGCAAAUGUGUUCGAGAUGUUUUCUCAAUGUUACUAAUUUUAAAGCAUUAACUCAUAAAUAAGUAGUUGGGAAACUUGUUAACGCAGGUGGUUGGCAUAAGUGAAGUUGGAGAAAAUUAUGUUGUUUUGAUACUGUAUUCCUCCACAGCACAGCUUCAGAAUCAAUUUAUCUAUGAUAAUUAAAUAGUAAGAUGACUUUACAAUCCAAGCCAAAGGCAACAUGAAUUAGUUAUUGACAAUAAACUAUAUUCUUGUAUCCUUGUAUCUGUUUAGAUAUAGUGGCUGUAGAGAGUAUUGAACCUCCCAUCAAAUUAUUUAUUUACCAUAAAGCAUGUAAAAGUGAAGCAAAGACACAUGGCAAAUUACAAGCCUUUAUUUUAUUUUUACCAAGAGAUUUAUUGAUAAAAGUAAAAUAAAGUCACCAGCUAUAACACAAUGCACUUAGUCUACAGCUCUAAACUGGUCUGCCGCCCUCCAACCUUGCCAGACAUCAUGGUGUUGACAGCAGCAGGGACUGGGAGACUUAUAGGCACACUAGGAAGAAAGGAUGGCACCAAAUACAGACAAAUAUUGAAUGAGAGCUUGAUUAAAAGAUUAGGGCAGUAACGUGCCAACAGGACAAGAAAUAAUAAACUCAAUAAACUCACAGCCAAUUUAAACCUGGGAGUCCAGGAAGGCCCUGCCAAACCUCAGAGAUAAAACCAAGAAAGAAAAUCAGUGGAAUGCUUUGACAUUAUUGACAAAUUGAUCGCUUGAGCGAAACUGAUGAAAAUUAUUACUUUACAGUAAUUUAUUGAGUUGAAUACAAUUAUCAGUUUUUGCAUAAACCAUACACAGACAUACAACUACACUUGACAGAGUGUAAUUUAGACUGAAAUUGUUUCUUUCAGUAAAAGAACUAGAAUAGUAGCAGAUUAUAACUUCUCUCAAACCAGCUGUUCUAUCUUUAUUACAAUCCAAAACAACUAACUUCUGUGGCUUAUUCUACAUUGUUCAAACAUUUUCAACAAUGUUUUCUAACUCUGUAAAUUUAAUACUACAAGCAAUUUCUUUUACAAGCUUGUAGAUGCAUGCAUCAUGUAUUUGUAUAAAUGUGUGUGUAACUUUUAGCUUUACAGAAAGCAAUGCAUGGACAUCCAUGUUUCCUGUUUGUUAUAUACUGAUAGUGUCAUCAUUGUUCAAUGCACGGUACAUCUAUCAGAGGGCAUGAUAACUAUAUAUUGUACAGUGAUAAGUUGACUGACAGUUUCACAGUUUUUUGUAACAGAUUCAUUCAUAAAGUUAAGCGUGUAGAGUACUUUACUUCAUCUGAACAAGUUGAUGUCUUCAUGUCCUCCUUUUGUCUUUUCCUACAAUAUCUGCUGUGUGAAAAGGAAUGGGGGAGAAAAGGAAAUCCAGUAGCUAUGGAUACAUACACUUUGGUCCAUGAGACCUGACUCCACUACCACAACCAAUUAUAGCCCUGAGACUUGAAUAAAUGUGUUGUCUGUCAUUUGAGAAGCAGCAGUUCAGUAUAAAAUUGAAACUACACAGAAGUCUGAUAAAAACAUGACUGGAACCCAGAUUCUUCAUGUGAAAAAAAUGUGAAAUUAUUGAGAAUAUCAAUAUUUUAAGUUUUGUGUGAGUUUUGAUUAAAUUCUAAAAUUCAGAUAUCUAUCAAGACUUCUUACGUUUCCUGAAUGCACUAUAUUUUAAGACUGUCACAGUUAACAUUUUGCUACUCUUUAGCCCUGAAAUUAAUGUUGGUUUGAAAUGAUGUUGUAAUUAGUUUUUUUUAAUGCUGUUUAGCUUUAUCAUAUAUUACACAGGGGGAAAUUUGAAGGCGUUAUCAGUGCCACUGGACACACAUCUCAAUGAGCCAUAUACUGUCGAUGCCCCUGUAAAUUCUUAAAACUAAAGCGAUUUAAUCACAGUAGAUUACAGUGUUUGUAUGAUUUCAAUGGACAAUGGCCGGUAUGUGCCCAGUGUACUGCAGAUUAACGUGGUUCUUUGUACAUGAAACAGUAACUGUAUUGAUUUGUUUAAUGUCUGUUUUAGUGUCCGGACACUUGUCUUUUAAAGGCAUCUCUUGUAUGAUUUAUACCUUUUGUGACCUGCUGUGUGUUUUUCAAAGGUGUAAAGCUGCAUCAUCUUUUGAAAACAAUUAAAAUAA